This is a messenger RNA of Letharia columbiana, 1953 nucleotides long. RefSeq lists its product as uncharacterized. The record is from RefSeq and is a predicted model, not a curated record. NCBI's taxonomy places the organism in Eukaryota, Fungi, Ascomycota, Lecanoromycetes, Lecanorales, Parmeliaceae. The transcript has a single exon. Bases 1 to 1953 code for a protein of 650 amino acids.
AUGCUCCUUACUUCACCUCGCAAUAGCGUUCCAGCUCAUAUCAACCUGUUCACCCUUCUUGACUGUACCGUCUUGCUUGUACCGAAUCCGCAGCCACCGACGAUCUCCGCGCUUACGGCUGCUCACAAGCUUCGUGUCGCUGGAGUUUCAAACCUUGAUGAACUGAUCAGCAAGAGACAUCCUCAUUAUCCCUACACAAAAACUUUCGACGAAGCCAGCCAUGAACCUCUCCUUGCCUUCCAUAAUUCAGGAUCUACUGGUCUUCCGAAGCCGAUUGUCUGGUCCCAUGCCUUUGCGGCGGCAUACAUCAAGAUGACACAUCUGGAUCCGCCAUCUGGAUACAAGUCUCAGGACAGACUCUUCCAAGCAAACAGACUGUUGUUCAUGCUGCCUCCUUUCCAUGCUGCAAAUCACUGCACAACCUUAUGCAACGCGAUUAUCAAUCGAACAACCAUAAUCUAUCCGCUUGCAGCAGCGAUCCCGACGGCACAGGUCAUGGUGGACGCACUCAAACACACAACGGCGGACGUUGCUGUUGUUCCUCCAACUAUUAUAGCAGAAAUUGGCAAGGACAGUGCCAUGUUGGACUUCGUCGCCGAAAGACUAGAAACCCUACUCUACGCUGGCGGAGAUGUACCUCAAGCUUUUGGUCAUCCUGUUGCAUGCAGGAUGCAGCUAGUGAACAUAUACGGGGCUUCAGAGAUGGGAGCUCCUCCCUCGAUUCGACCAGAGGGUGCGUGGCCACGCGAAGACUGGAAAUACGUGGUUAUCCAUCCAGAUACUGGAGUCGAGUUCGAGCACCAUUCGGAUGAUCUACACGAACUGUGCAUAGUCAGAAAUCCAAAGUUCGAAUCCUGGCAACCUGUUUUCAAAUUGUACCCUGACCUCCAGAGAUUCCCUAGCGGAGAUCUCUUCUCACCUCAUCCAUCCAAGCCCGGGCUUUGGAAACAUCAAGGCAGGUCCGACGACAUUAUAAUCUUCCUAACAGGGGAGAAGACCAAUCCCACCUCUAUGGAAGAGCGCAUUAACAGCCAUCUUGAAGUUCGCGCAGCGUUAGUCGCUGGUGCUCAAAGGUUUCAAGCUGCCCUCCUCAUCGAACUCGCGGCUGAGAAGGCUCUUUCAGCUGCCGAACGUGCAGAGACCCUUGAGCGCAUAUGGCCAACGAUCCAAGAAGCAAACAAAGACUGCCCUACUCAUGCUAUGAUAGACAAAUCACACAUUCUUUUCGUGAAUCCCAACAAGCCUAUGUUGAGAGCAGGGAAAGGCACUGUGCAACGAAGGCCAACUCUAAGCCUAUACGCAGAAGAGCUACAAGCUUUAUAUGCUGACGCGGAGAAAGUCACUGUUCCCCCUUCAACAGAUGCCAAACAGGUUAUCGAUGUACACGACCCUGAAAAUACCUCUUCCUUCAUACGCGAGACGAUCACUAAACGCACCGGUUGGACUCAAUUCGGAGAUGGAGACAAUUUGUUCCUGCUAGGCAUGGACUCCCUGCAAGCACUCCUCAUCACACGUGAUCUGAAUCAAGUUUUGGCCGAUUCGGAGAUUGCUGUCAGCACAGUGUACACUAACCCUACAGUAUCUUCGCUCGUCAGUGCAAUAUCAGAGCUCUCGGCCAUGAGUCGGCAAUCACAGGUUUUUUAUCAGCAGGCACGUCAGCAAGUGAUUGAUGCGACCUUUCAGGAGCACAAAAAUUCGAUCGACAACCUCGUUAACAACUUGCAGACAAAACCAACUAAGUCAAGUGCCGCUCGGAUUGCGGGACACAAGAAGCAUACCGUGAUUUUGACUGGGUCAACAGGUGCAUUGGGUUCAUAUCUGCUCCAGGUGCUCUCCAAUUCCCCAUCUGUAUCGCAUGUCUACUGUCUAGAUAGAGCGUUGGAUUCUUCAUCUACUCGAUCACAGCGAAACAGGAUCCGCAGGACCACGAGUGAUUAUCCUCAAAUCGAGUGA